Molecule: messenger RNA, 3907 nt
Organism: Perca flavescens (yellow perch)
Lineage: Eukaryota; Metazoa; Chordata; Actinopteri; Perciformes; Percidae
Gene: palm1b
Product: paralemmin 1b
Exons: 6
Coding region: 332-1021 (229 amino acids)
Biological process (GO): regulation of cell shape
Cellular component (GO): membrane
Source: RefSeq, a predicted model, not a curated record
CUCUCUCAGCCAUGCACUUACUAGACUACAACCUGCUUCAGACGACGCCCCACCGCCCAUGAGAAUUCCACUUAGGGCAGAGCCAAGUCCGUCGUGCGUCUUUUUCGCUCGAGAGGAAACCAUUGGGCUUUUAUUAUUGUCGGGCUGCGCGCUCAGGCUGCCCACGGCAUCACCUCGGCAGUAACAGGAGGGGUGCCAGCCAGAAGAAAAAGAAGAAGAGGAGGAGGAAGAGGAAGAAGAGGAGGAGGAGAGGAAGGGGUAUAGAGUAUUCUGCUCAGAAAAUAAACAAGAACACGUCUGUGGCGGGAAGCGAAAGGGAUCUGCAACUGAGAUGGCUGAGGUGUCACAAGAGGAGAAACUCCAGGCCAUCGCUGAGAAAAGGAAGAGGCAGGCAGAGAUUGAAAACAAGAGGAGGCAGCUGGAUGAUGACCGACGACAACUCCAGCAUCUCAAGUCGAAGGCACUGAGGGAACGCUGGUUGUUAGAUGGAGCUCCAGCGGAGGAAGAGACUCAGAAACGUCUGCAUGAGGACGAGGUGAAGACCAAACUCCUGGAGCAAGUCAUUCUCAGGCUGGAGCAAGAGAUUGAAGAACUGGAGACCGAUGUUCCAGCCAAUAAGGGUGUGGCCAAAGAAAAUGGAGGUGAGAAUGGAGUAGUGCAGAGCUCUGGUCAGACCCCCAAGAGAGAGGUGACAGGGAUUGAGGCCAAGCUGCUGGGUCCCAGUCCUGACCAGGCCAGCGCGGACAACCCCGUCACCCUGGUGUUCAUGGGCUACAAAACCGUUGAUGAGGAGCAGGAGACCCGCACGGCCUUGGGAAUGGAAGGGGUGGAUGGCAACGUCAAGGCUGAGUUUGUUGUGAUCGAGGAUGGGGAGGGGAAAGCAGGAGGAGAGGCAGCCACAGAAGAGCAGGCUCCACCCAACGGGAGCAUGGCGGAGAAAGAAAAGGCCAACGGAGGCGGAGAGGAUGGAGAGAAGGAAAAGGAGAAGAAACAGACCUGCAAGUGCUGCACGGUCAUGUGAGGUGUGUGUGUGUGUGUGUGUGUGUGUGUGAGUGUGUGAUUGGUGUGUGGGUAAGUACAGAUCUGCACCUGUGCAGGAAUGUGUGCCAUUGCAUGUGUCUGUAUUUGUGUGUGUGUGUGUGUGUCCAGUUACACAGCCAAUAAAACAACAAUGAGAGCCAAUACAAGCUCCAGCUACAACAACAAGAACCACAAAGACUCAUAAGUACACUUUUCUCUGUAUACUUUCUCUGAUGUGUAUUUGACUUUUGAUUUCUAUUGAUAUUUUUCUAUUUUUCUGUCUUGACAUUUAUAUUGUAUUCAGUAUGUAUAUCUUUAUUAUGGGACUGUGUACUGUAAGUUCAUUGUUAUUAUUGUUGGAAAAAAGAAAAUGUAUUAGCUCUCUGGAUUGUACUGCUACCCGCUGGGGGAAACCUGGAAUCUUUAAAUCAUUUAAGUCAAAACAGCAAAUUAUGAAGGAUACCGAUACUUAAAAAUAUAUAUAUAUAUAUAUUUCUCUGUGUAGGCCUACCAACUAUUUAUCGGUCAAUUUCAUAUUGCAAUAUUGUCUAAGAUAUUAUUUUAAAUAGUAUUUUAAUAUAUUGAUAUGAAAUUAUGUUUUAUACAAUGUAUUUAUUGUUUUUGGUUCUCUAUAUCAUCUCCAACCAUUAACUUGCAUGUAAGCUUAUAAGCACUACCAGAUUUGCGUUACAAUCAUAACAAGUGUCUUUGCUUUCUUAAACUCAUAUGUGCUCAUAUCUUUAGUCACACAAGUCUUUCUAUCAGUAACAGUUGAUAUAAUUGCCAGUGUUAGAGAUGUGCAUUAAGUUUAAAAAGAACAGCAUGGAGACAAAGCGGCUAAUUAGAACAGUGACCAUAUUGCAAACCACAUUAGCUUCUCAUAGAUAAUAUAUGUGACACAUGUACACGAAGAUCACAGCUUUUGAAUUUUUUUAAUAAGAUGGACACACUUGCUUUAUGAUCGACAGAGUCGUGAAGAAACCAUUGCGCAACGAUUAGAAAUGCUGAAAUAAUUGUGUUCUAUCAACAGUAGAAUCAAUGUAAAUCUUAUAAGGUAGCACUGCAUGAAGCCUUGCAACUGUGUUGACUGUCUUGUCACUUGUUAGGUCUUAAUUAUACGCUAUCACGUUCACAUGAAUGUAAAUCCAGGGGUUAAAUUGGGAUUAGUUCUACCAUAAUGAGAAGAGGCGGGCUUGCUCAAUUUACCGUAAAAAAAGAAAAAAAGCUUUUUGUCUCUUUUUGAACCAAAUAAAAAUCUAAUGAUACUGUAAUUUCAUUGUGUGUUGGUCGGCUGCUGGUUUCUGUCCUGCUCGCUCCCAGUUUAACCCCUGACUCUUUGUCUGUAGAAAUGGGCCCAAUAGUACUUGAAUAGAUUUGCAGAAAAAGAUUUGGGCCAUUUGAAUAGACUUUUCUCACUAAUAAUGACACCCUCUAUCUUUUCAGCCAUAAGAACACAACAUAAUAAUUUGGUUGUGCCCAGGUACCCACAUUUUUUUAGUAGUUAUAAUAUUAGAAAUAGGUCAUAUUCUAUAAGUAAAAAUCAGUCUAACCAGUUUAAACAGCGCAGGAUGCUAGCAAGAUACAUCGUGCAUGUAUACUAUAGCAAUUCAAAGCACUGAAAGCCUAUUGAAAUACAUUUUGGCCCUAGUUUACUCAUUUGUUUGGCAGACAAUAUAGAGGCUAUUGACGUUCUGGGUCUGUGAUGCUACACCCCUCCCACCCCCCACCCUGACUCAUCCAUAUCUCUGAUUCACCCACACACCAUCCCCAUUAACGCCACCCUCAUCGUCAAACACACACAUCCCUACCUUCUAUGCUCGGAUACACGCGGUUUGAAAACCUCUGAAGUUGGUGCUAAUCCUGAGUCUUGUCUAACACUCUCCAUCCACCAACUUUUCAACUAUCUUUCUCUCUCUCUCUCUCUAUCUGUCUUACUCAAAUCGCUGAUGAGGGGGAUUGUGGGAAUCUGCCUCCUGCAUACACUUGUAGAAUAAGAGUCUUUUGCAACCUUCAGUGCCAGAUGCAUUCUCUCAUGUCCUGCCUACAUUUACCACCAGAGAAAUUAUCCCUUCGAACAUUCCAAAGGGAGGUCAACAGGCAUGGACAGAUGAAAUAUAGUCUAUGCUUUCCAUAUGUACAGUUCCACUGUAAUUGUACAACUUGCAAAUUUCUUUCUGAUAUUGACUCAUGUUUUUCUUUCCUAUGGCCUCUUUGCAAGGCGGUAUAUUGUAUUUGAUGUGUGUAUUUUUUUUAAAAGAUGACUACAUGUGUGUGUGUUGUUGGUGCCUUUGUCAGGUUCAGUUGGUUGGACUUGUCUGUCUGCCGCCAUUUUUAGACCGGGGUUUUUCUUGCUCUGCUCCUGGUCAUGAUGACCCAAUGGGAAACACUGCCUUCUACUCUAGAGGGGUACUACACAACUAUGGAAGAAUAUUCACAAUUUUCACAUAACUAUAAAUAAAUGCAGCUCAGAAAAUAGGUCAUAUGCAGACUAUUGUCGGUGUCUUGAAAACACUUUGUAUCCUGUUAUAACUUUAAAGACUUGUUGAUUUCACUGUAACUGACAGAUUCCGUUUUUUAUUCCACACAUACAAAAAACAUAUUAAAAGCCAAACUGCACCCAAAGUUUAACAUUUUAAGGGGAUACAAACUUUAUGCAGGAGACUAAAAGACAGUCUAUGUAUGUAUGUAUGUACAGUACACAUGUGCAUGUAUCUGCAUACAUAGCCUAUACAUGUACAUUUGUUGAGCUAAAGUUUUGCCUAAAUGUGGGUCUCUGGGACAGCAGCAGAAAAAGCAACCUUGUGUUAGACCAAUGCCUGUUCAUCUAUUCUGUGGUCGUCUAAAUGUUUAAUCUUGAAUAAAACUACUGUUUGUUUACAGCAAGUCA